Molecule: messenger RNA, 2463 nt
Organism: Exophiala spinifera
Lineage: Eukaryota; Fungi; Ascomycota; Eurotiomycetes; Chaetothyriales; Herpotrichiellaceae
Exons: 1
Coding region: 1-2463 (820 amino acids)
Biological process (GO): tRNA splicing, via endonucleolytic cleavage and ligation
Cellular component (GO): nuclear inner membrane
Molecular function (GO): RNA ligase (ATP) activity; phosphoric diester hydrolase activity; ATP binding
Source: RefSeq, a predicted model, not a curated record
AUGAGCCAAGACCCUCAUGAAGUCGCCGAGCUGGUGAAGACCCUGGAGGCCAACAAAGGUAAAGGUCGGGGCGGCCACAAGGGCUUCUCGUGCAAGAAAACUACAUUUUCCGUCGAUGGCUCGCAGUAUACCGUCGACUCAUGGCGAUUCAACGAUUGGGACUACAAAAGAAACGACCUUCCGACCUACGCCCGCGGGCUCUUCACCACCAGAAGAUCCGAUGGCACCCCCGAAAUCGCCAUCCGAGGCUACGACAAAUUUUUCAACGUCGAUGAGGUCCCAAACACCCAAUGGGUCAACAUUGAGAAUGACACCACUGGCCCGUACGAGUUGAGUGUCAAGGAGAAUGGUUGCAUCAUCUUCAUGUCUGGGCUCGAAGAUGGCACCCUUCUUGUCUGUAGCAAGCACUCCACAGGUUCCAGGUCAGACGCUGCCCUGAGUCAUGCGAAAGUAGGAGAGAAGUGGGUUCACAGGCAUCUGGAAAGUGUGGGCAAAUCUCCCAGAGAUCUGGCUCUGGCUUUGAGGAAGAUGAACGUGACCGCAGUCGCUGAAUUGUGUGACGACGAAUUCGAAGAGCAUGUUCUUGAAUAUCCGCCAGAGGCUGCCGGCCUGUAUCUACAUGGCCUCAACCUCAACCUACCAGAAUUUGCCACCUUGUCAGGUCCAGAAGUGCAUGAAUUUGCCGAUGCAUGGGGGUUCAAAAAAGCAGAGUACAUCAUCCUCCAGUCUCUUGAUAAGGUCAAAGAGUUCCUGGCAAAGUGUGCCGAGACAGGUUCGUGGGAAGGAAGAGAUACCGAAGGAUUUGUGGUCAGAUGCAAGCUGAAGAGCAAAGGGGCGACCUACGCUCCCGCCUGGUUCUUCAAGUACAAGUUCGAGGAGCCAUACUUGAUGUAUCGACAAUGGCGAGAAUGCACCAAGUCCGUCAUUGCAGGCAAACCUCCAAAGAUCCGCAAGCACAAGAAAAUCACAGAAGAAUACCUCACAUACGCCCGCCGGCGGUUGGCCCUGGACCCCUCGAUCGGUAAACUUUACAACCAGAACCAUGGUAUCAUCAAGAUGCGGGAAGGGUUCCUCGCCGAGAUAGGACAGAAAGGGUCAGAUAUCAUUGCGCACGAGAGAGAGCAGGGAGCAGAUGGCGGCGGCGAUGGGCAGAUCUCGCCUGUCGUUUUGGUUCCCAUUGCAACUAUCGGGUGUGGGAAGACGACUGUGGCGACCGCCCUGGUGCACUUGUUCGGAUUUGGGCACGUCCAGAACGACAACAUCGAAGGGAAAAGAGACAGAUCCCAGCGCUUUGCGUACGCCGUGACCGACUCGAUAGCAAGGCACCACCGAGUAGUCAUUGCAGAUCGAAACAACCACCAAAAAAGAGAGCGCGAACAGAUUAUCAACGACAUCAGCAAGGUUCUUCCCGAAACACGAUUUGUGGCCUUGCAUUAUGUUCAUGAGCCCAAGAAUCAGAUGCUUGACAAGAUUCGCAGAGUCACCCGAGAACGAGUGCUCGAGCGAGGAGACAAUCAUCAGACAAUAAGAGCGGGCAGCAAGGGUCCAGAUGAAAUCAUCUCCAUCAUGGAGGGAUUUUUACACCGAUUUCAAGGUUGCAAUCCAGAUUCGCCUCCGGACAACGAUUUCGAUGAGAUUAUCAACUUGGAUGUUACGGCAUCUUCACUUGAGAACCUGGAAACCGUCAUUACUCACUUGUACAAUGCUUUCCCAGGACUCCUGCCAGAUGCGAUGCCUGGAGACAAGGAAAUGCGGGAAGCGAUUGAAUUUGCAAUGCAACAACAAGUUGAGAAAAAACAUGAUCUGGACUUCAACAAAUCAGGUCCUUCGAGCAGAGGACAGAAAAACACACCGCCCCCACAACAGCCAAAAAUGUUCACUGCGGACCAGUUGGUGGCUAAGCUGGAAUAUUUUAGUGUGCCAGUGUCUGUGACUCAGAUCAAUUCGGUCUUGAGCAAGUUGUUUGAUUCCGGCGACGCAGAGGAGGCACGCAUGUAUCGCAUGCUAAAGCAGUCACGUCGUAUCCAAGGGGAGUUUCAUGUGACGCUGAUUCAUCGCGCGUCUGCCAGUCAACACGCCGACAUGUGGCAGAUGUACACCGAGACCUACAGAAACGCGAUUGCCAACGUCGACCUUCGAGAGAAGGAGAGGCUGGCACCCAACCUUGGUAAGGCGCGGGUCAGGUUAGAAAGACUGGUGUGGGACGACCGUAUCAUGACCUUUGUUGUCCGCAUUUUCCCUGCCGACGAAGGCAAGAUGUGGCCAAGUGCCAACGCGAUCGCGCAUAUCACGGUUGGAACGUCGGGGGCUGAGGUCAAGCCGGUCGAGAGUAAUCAGCUGUUAAGCCGUUGGGAAGCAGGCGACUCAGCUGCUGGUGUGAUCCAUGACAGAGAGGUCCCCGGGGCCAUUGUUCUUGAAGGCGCAGUCAAGCCGGUUUUUCAGCGAAAUACAUUUGGUAAAUGA